Messenger RNA from Poecilia latipinna (sailfin molly), 1032 nucleotides. It is a transcript of the gene qrfp, whose product is annotated as pyroglutamylated RFamide peptide. The record is from RefSeq and is a predicted model, not a curated record. The transcript has 2 exons. NCBI's taxonomy places the organism in Eukaryota, Metazoa, Chordata, Actinopteri, Cyprinodontiformes, Poeciliidae. Bases 149 to 856 code for a protein of 235 amino acids. Gene Ontology annotation, molecular function: orexigenic neuropeptide QRFP receptor binding.
CGGAGACUCUCUCUAAUCAGAAACAUCUUAAUUAAUCUUUUGCAUCCAUUUCACCUGUUGCCAAACAAGCAGUCAUAAUUGGCCUCAGUGCUAACACAGGCAAAUGUUGCUGAGCUAAUAAGAAUGAAGUUUAAGGUAUUUUGUGAAAAUGUUAGUGCGUCAGAGGGCGGAGCAACCAAUGUGUGAUGGCAGAACGGAGGACACAAGUUGGCGGUUUUUAAAAAGGUCCGAAGCAACAAAUGUUACAGAAGACACAAGGUGCCUGACAGGAAACAAGAUGAGACUGCCUUUCCAUAUCAGUGCCUCACAGGUAACCCUCCUCUUCCUCAACCUCCUCUGCCCAAUCCUACACACAGUUUCCACGCAUCCCCCAUCAUCUGCUGCUUUCUAUCCCAGACAAGAGCUGGAGUCCAGCCUGUAUGACCUCAGUGCUCCACUGCAGGACCCCAAAGUCCCUAAAAUGUGGUCUGACUGGCUUCAAGACUCUCUGCAAACUCUUGUAGAGCCCGAGGAAGUGGGUGGUGUCUGGGAGGAAGAGCAGCUGCUGAGAGACCAGAGAGGGGACGUUAUGGAUCUGCCACUCUCCCCAUUCGCUGCUGAUAACUCUCUCGAGGCCGUGAACUAUCAGGAGGGAGGAGAAGGCGAAGAAGGCUGGAAAAGAAACGACGCUCUUACAUCCAUGGCCGGAGGGCUUCAAGCCGUCAGCCGAGAGAAAGGAGGAUUUGGUUUCCGCUUUGGGAGGAAGAGACGACUGGAAAAGAGAAGGAAGGAUGGAGUGGUAAUUGAAGGAGUUGGAAAACAGAGGAGGACAAGAGAAAGCAGGAAGAGAGGUUUCAUAACUGAAGUGUGGGGUUAAACAUGAUUUCUUUUUUUAUCUUUACUUUAUUGUCAACAGAAAGCAGCCAGUAGCAUCUAAUGCAUUUACACAGUGAGAAGCUGCAGGAAGCUGUUCUGUGCAUUACUGCCUAGUUGUAAGAAACGAGGCAAUAAUGGAGAUUUUUGUUUAAUAAAUAAACUUUUAACAUUACAUAA